Moesziomyces antarcticus is the source of this 393-nucleotide messenger RNA. RefSeq lists its product as uncharacterized. The coding region runs from base 1 to 393 and encodes 130 amino acids. The transcript has a single exon. NCBI's taxonomy places the organism in Eukaryota, Fungi, Basidiomycota, Ustilaginomycetes, Ustilaginales, Ustilaginaceae. The record is from RefSeq and is a predicted model, not a curated record.
AUGCAGUGGGCCUGGUCAACUCCGCCCGAGAGUCAAAGCGUCAAGUCGACGCUUUUUGAGCUCACUUGGCUGCUGCUCAGCGGUGCCAGGGCGGGCCACGCGCAGUCCCGCGACCAACACAGAAACGCACACACACACACGCACGCACAAACGACGAGCAACACUUUCGACGCCUCACAAAGCACAGCAAUUCCGCCGCGCUCAGCAGCGUGGGCCACCCAACCCAACAACCUUUCUGAAAGCUCGCCAAACCAACACCUCGUCGCUUUCAUCGUCAUCCUCGUCAACCACCCACCACUUCGAAACAUCGACAUCGUGGCUCCCUUCCGCGACACGGGAAGCCUAUUGCAGUCCACCAGCGCUUCACCUGGUCAAGCAGGGCUGAGGACGUAG